Messenger RNA from Nematostella vectensis (starlet sea anemone), 1999 nucleotides. Its product is annotated as embryonic protein UVS.2. The coding region runs from base 261 to 1232 and encodes 323 amino acids. The transcript has 6 exons. The record is from RefSeq and is a predicted model, not a curated record. Lineage: Eukaryota; Metazoa; Cnidaria; Anthozoa; Actiniaria; Edwardsiidae.
UCUCCUUUGCAUGCAGCAGCAGCGACAGCAGCGGCCAGCGCCUGUUGGUUUUGAAUGAGCGGAAAAGUAGUCUUCUAUAGCUCCCUGUUCGCAGAAAAGGCACAAAUCAUAUCUAAAAACAGCCUUCUACUGAACCACUGUAUAUUCUUCAUGUUGUAGGGAAGGUUUGACGCUGCUUAACCUCUUUGGCAGCUCUAGAGGCCCAUUGUUUUUUCUCGCUGCUCAAAACAAUCCCGAAGAGCUGACACCGAACUUUCGUGAUGUAUUAUCUGGUUGAGUUAGUUUGUAUUUUUGUGCUUUUUGUGAGGACUGUAUCCUGCACAUGUCCUCAAACAAACUACACUGGAGAUAGUGGGAGUCUCUCCUCGCCGGGUGUGAAUGGAACUUAUCCUAAAACUUCGAGUUGCCUGUAUAACAUCAGAGUUCCUGCAGGAAGGCGUGCUUUGUUAUCGUUUUCUAAGUUCGAUGUGUUGGGUUCUAUGCCUGGAUGCUCUGAAGCUUCUGUAAAGGUUUAUGUCAGUUGUGCUGAGAAACGUCAUGUGGGGACAUUCUGUUCUUGUGGCCUUGCCCAUCCCUUGCCGUUUGAUAUCUAUUCCACUGAUGAAUGCAUCUCCUUGGAAUUCAAGUCCAAUGGAAUAGCUCAAGCGUCAGGUUUCACGGCUCAGUACAGCUCAGCACAAAAAAAUGAGUCUGUCGCAUCAUCUGCUUGUAGAAAUCCAGCACAGUAUGUGAAUGAGAGAAAUUUCUUCACCCCAAAUUGGCCCAUGAACUACCCAAGCAACAUAAGCUGCAAAUGGUCACUGAAUGUCAGCGGCAAUGACCUCUUUCUGUCGCUCAUGUCAUUUCAAAUUGAAGCUAGUAGCUCAUGUAAUCCUGAAAGCAAGAUUGAUGACUAUGUAUCAGUAUCAGGCACUACAGUUGAUGGCAAGGAGAAAGCCAUCGCGAAAAGACUCUGCUCAGAUCAGCUUGAUGGAGAAGUCAGCAAAAACUUCACUGUGAAGGGAAUGUCAAAGAUUCUGGUUGAGUUUUAUGCUGACUCAGAUAAUAAUGCUCUCUCUGGGUUUGCUGCUGGCUUUGUGAAUUAUCAAGCAGGAAUUACUGUGGAUGCAUCUACUGGAAAGUGCGGCAAGAAGCCAACUGACCCAAAGGGUGCCACCCAGUCACUGGUGUCUUCGCUGUUUCUCAUCCUAUUUGCUGCGUUGUUAUCCAUUGAAUGGGAUGCACAACAAUGAGACACCUAUUUGCAUUGCCUGCAUUUCUCAUCCUAUUUGCUGCCUUGUUAUCCAUUGAAUGGGAUGCACAACAAUGAACCACCUAGAGGCAUCGCCUGCAUUGGUAAUACAUAGGUAUAGGAAAAUUGACAAACAAGCAAAUCCGUGCUUCCUCGUUUUAGUGUUAGGGGACCCUCAAUACAGUUACUCACCAAGUUCUUUCCCUAUCCUGAAAUACAACAUCGAGAAUGAAGUGGUUUUAAUCCGUUCUCUAUCCCGAGCCAAAAAACUUGCAUGCUCAUUGGAAACCCCCUAAUUAUUCAUUUUGUGGACAUUAGAGAAAUUUGCACGUGCAGAGACAUUUCGCAAGGGAAUAACAGGGCGCUCUAUUGUUAUGCAGCAAACUUACCAGUUUGCCACAUGACAAUAGAGAAAUGUCUCUGCACAUGCAAAUGUCUCUCAGGUCCACAGGCCAGAGAACACGCAAAAAGUACACAAGAACACAACCAUAGACUACACACGUCUUUUCAACUGCACACAUCUUUUCAAGUUUUUUUAUUUCUUAUUUUUGUUUACCGUAAGUAUCAUUAGGGACAAAUAAAUAGCUUGGGCUACCUGUGAUGUAGCCUAAACAGUAGUUAUUACCGACUUAGAACUCAAAAACAUAGGCAGAUACUUCUAAUAAAGCUAAUGCCGUUGUCAAAGAAACAUUUCGUGUUUAUAAAGAAUUUUUUUUUUGUUAAACACGUUAAAAAGGAUUGAAAUAAUUAAUAAACUUGAAUAAAGUA